GUCUCAGCCAAUCACAAAGGGGCGGAGAGUGAAUAUUUCAUUUUCAGGCUCUUCGCUCUCUCAUCGUCGUCGUUGUUUCCGGUCACUUACCACCGUCCACCACCUCCUUCACCCAUGGAAUCUCGCAAAAGACUGCGUACAGAUGAUUCUGACGCUCUUCAUGGUGCGAAGAAGAGAGCUCUCGCAAGUCCGAGUAAUAUUGACUCUCCGGGAUAUCUUAAUGGCGCUCUUCCUGCCACAACCGACACCGACGAACCCAAAGAUAGUGACAGCCUUGAAAUGUUCCGCAAAGACGCCAUCUAUAGACGAAUGAAACAUUAUUCGCGAGAGAAUGAAAGGAGUCAGGCCAAGAUAGUUGAGCUGGAAAGACGACGAAGUACAUGUGAGGCUGGCUUAGCUGCUCUCGAGGCUUGCUGGACUCAGCUGGUAGAUACCAUUCGUUCGGUCGUCCACAGUGACAGUCUUCCUCCAGUGGAUGUGGAAACGCAAGACAUAUUUGACCUCUCAGCUCAUGUCUCAGAAGAUUCGGACUCUACCUACGUAGAUACAUUACGGACUAAAAUGCAAGCCACUCAACAGCUUGUCACAGCAUUUGUUCAGUUGGGUGCGAAAGGGGAUUCGGGAUUACUCCAGGAUGAGAUGUAUAGGCGAUGCCAGAGAGCUCAAACAGAGUGCACUUCACUCCGCUCAGAAGUCUCUCUUAUACGUGCCAAACUACGUAAUGCAGAAGAGGAGAAAGAACGCUUACAUGAACAGCUAAUCGCUGCUGAGAAGCGCGUAGACCGUUUGCAAUCCAAGACCAUAGCAGCGCUGUAUCCACCUCAAGGGUCUGCAUCACCGCCACCGCCGAGCGACAAGGAGCAGCAUGUAGCAGUGAAGGACGAGUCAUCCCCACGAGAUUCACCGUCCUCUCCAGCACCCUCCGGAUCGCAACCUCCACCUGUUGUAGUUAAUGGCACCGAUGAUUCGGCUGAUGAUUGGAAGGAGAUUGCGGAAUUGCGGGAGGCGAACAUCGAACAGCUUCGCAAGGCGAAGUCAGAAUUAACGGACGAAGUCACGUCGCUUCAAAUCAAGAUGAGGAUACCUCCGGACGAUUUCAUCCAGCAGACUCAUGUAUACAAAGUACUUGUUGAUGAAGCGUCACGUAUACACCAUGAUAAAGCGGAGCUGAUCAAGGAGGUUGAAAAGUCGAAAGCAGAGAUAGAGAACCUCCAAGUCACUCACGAGAAAGAGAAGGCAGACCUUCAGGCGGCGUAUGACAAGCAAGUAAGCGAGUUUGUUGCCAUGGGUAACAAACGCGAUACCGAGAUAUGUCGUCUUCGAGAUCAACGAGAUCAACAGCUCAGCGAAUUGAACGAAAGGAAGCAGAAAGACAAUGUUAAGAUAGCUUCGCUCAACGAGUUCAAAUCACUCGCUGAGUCCCGUGGUGAUCGCAUUAAAGUUCUAGAAUCUGAGGUUACCAGGCUGAAGACACGAUUGGCCGCCGAAUCGGGAGAUGAAGAUCUUAUGACGUUCCUAUUCCAACAUGGUGCUGAGGAGAUGUCCUACGUGGAAGACCUGAGGCAGAAGCUUCGUGCUGCCGAGGAUCGUGCUACUUCAUUAGAGCAGUCGCUCUCAUUCUUCCAAGAGGAACACCCAGACGUUGUUCAGCAUAUGCAACGUGAAGUGGAGGCUAAGCAGGAGCUGGCGGAGGUUUCUCGACAGUUGAAGGAGUACCGUUCAACGUUGUCCAGUUUGCCACCCGACUUGCAGUCUUUGACAGAGCAACUGAAGCAGAAGGAUGAGGAGAUUGAGCAACUGAAAUCGUUGGAGAAGCAGCGGGAACAGGCUGAAUCCUCGCUGUAUGCCGAACUUGACAGACUUUCGGCUGCAUGGGAGGCCCUCGAUCGACAGGUCAAAAGCAAAGUAUUUGACCUUUCUGCGAUGGAGGAGCGUGUCGUGAAGGUUGGCCUCGAUAAAGCGAAGUCUGAGAACAAGUUCUACUCCGCGAUGCGAGACAAGGAAGCUAUCGAGAACGAACGCAAGAAUCUGUCUCGUGGUUAUGAGAAACAAACUAAGCUCAUCGAGAAGUUCAUGGAGACGGAGAAGAACUUGCACUCGCAGAUCUCGACUCUGGAGAAGGAAGUCUCCCUACUCAAGAACGCAUUGGAGGCACAGAAAGGCCACGUCAAGCUCAUCGAACACGAGAUUUUAACGUGGAAGACACGUGCAGAGGGGGAGCGGAAACGUGCUGACGAUAUGCGAGCAAUGUAUAUCGAUCGAGAACAUACACUUGAGCGGCAACGCGCAGACUUCAGGAAGCAAGAGGAGUCAUUAGCGAAAGUGAAGAGGGAGACAGAGAAGCUGAACGCUAAGCUUCGUGCUUCCGAGAAGUCGCAUAGCGGUAGCACUAGCUCGAGGGAAGCUCAGUUGAGAGAGGAGGUUGAGAAGUGCAUGACUCUACUGCAAUGUUCAACGUGUAAGAUGAACAUGCGUAAUACUGUCAUCACGAAGUGCAUGCAUUCUUUUUGCAGGGCCUGUGUGGACAGCCGAAUAUCAAGUCGACAGCGCAAAUGCCCUGCGUGCAAUCUUGGAUUUGCUCAGAGCGAUGUACAACAGCUCUUCUUUCAGUGACCUGGUCUUCGACAUUUUUUACUUUAUCGUCCUCAUUUACCUUGUCUGUUUGUUUUCCUGGGUUUUGUCGUACUCUCUUGCAGAUCUUCUUGCAUUUAUUUUAUGCUCACGUCACGUUGCGAAUACAUUGUCUCGUCUAAGCGUGUAAUAGAGAUCCUGAAGGAAGUGAUAUAAUCCACACGAGCAAACCUCGUCUGAGGAGGAUGCUCGCAUUGGACCGUGAGGCGACAUCUCGUCCUACGAUAGCUAAGUACUAAUACACCCGAUCAGCCUAUUUAUUAUACAGUGCCUUUAACGUUAUUACAUCCGCAAAGCUAGGUACACAGAAUGGGAACCAGUUCAAGAAACAACGGCGACGGCGAUGAAUGAAAAUUGUAAUUAUGACCCACAUAUCAAGGUUCCUCGAGUUAAUGCUUUAACGUGACCCUCAUCGAAACUUCAUCUCCCACUGCUGCCGGAAGUCUCUCAGCCCAUCCAACCUGAGCGACCGUUUAAGAAAUUUCUGGAAAGCACUUUCAUAACGUGCAAUGAUGGGAUACUGCUCGGAACCAUGUCCACGAAUGUUCAAACAGAAGCGUUCAGCCUCGUGCUCUGGGAUUGGCGAAUGUCCCGCCCACUCGUAUUUCUUCCGACCCG
Molecule: messenger RNA, 3249 nt
Organism: Somion occarium
Lineage: Eukaryota; Fungi; Basidiomycota; Agaricomycetes; Polyporales; Cerrenaceae
Source: the annotation of a GenBank genome assembly